Molecule: messenger RNA, 1094 nt
Organism: Aspergillus heteromorphus CBS 117.55
Lineage: Eukaryota; Fungi; Ascomycota; Eurotiomycetes; Eurotiales; Aspergillaceae
Exons: 1
Coding region: 60-935 (291 amino acids)
Source: RefSeq, a predicted model, not a curated record
AUCACUCGGAAGCACCUGGAGAGGGCCUCAUCUGUCCCCUCAUGUGAAACCAUGCGGCCAUGCCCAGGAAACCCAACAUCCUUUACCGUGGUGGACUGCAGUUACUGAGCUCACCAUGCCCACCACCCCAUCGGUAUUCCUACAUUGCCCGCCCAUACGCCACCGGCUCUGAUAAUCCAGCCGCGGAUAUCUCAUGGCCCUCCUCUCCGACAUUCACCCCUUAUGAGCUCUUCCAGCAAGACCGGAGGGCAGCAUAUUCCAAGUCCCGCUACUAUGAAAUGGUCAAAGUCUACCACCCGGAUCGCCCGUGCAACGGACACCCACUGUGUCGAGACCUCUCGCCCGAAGUGAGACUGCAACGAUAUCGUAUCAUAGUCGCUGCGCACGAAAUCCUCUCCGACCCGAGCAGACGAUCCGACUACGACCGGUUUGGCCUGGGAUGGAACCUGCAUCCUUCCACGGCCCAGUCCGCAGGUGCCUACGACCCCAUAUUCUCGAACGCCACCUGGGAGGACUGGGAGAGAUGGCAUAACCGCCAUCAGCGGAAGCCGGAAACCCUCGUUGACCACCGGACCUUUGCGACCUUUGUCAUUCUUCUCACCUUGCUUGGCGGCGCCCUUCAGGCGUCCUGGAUUACCCAGCUCCACAAUGGUUACGAGAGUAGAGUGUCGGAGUUCACUGAAGAGUCGGCGCGGUUGCUGAAAGGGCGAAAGGACAACACGGUCCAUCAGAUGCGGUCAUUGGAUGCGAGGGUCGAACACUUUCUCAUUCGCCGAGAUCCGUCGGGGUGUGGCUUGAAGGAGGGAGAACAGCCGGUCUACGAGAAGGUGCUGCAUUCUCGGAAGGGCUCUGGGGCAUCUGCCAAGGCUGAGGGCGCAGGGAAUCAAAAGGCCCCCGACAACGAUAGCGGGGAAGCAGAUGGAGGAGGUCCGUGACAGCUGCCCAGAAAGAUCUUUAUAUACAAAGUAUAAAGUACUAUGACAUGCAUGCAUGGAUUCAUAGGCAUGCGCAGUAAAUACAAAUGUGCAAAUAUGACUGGUUCAUCGAGACCUGGCGUGUGAUUGAUCGAUCCGGGAUUAUCAACCUGUCGGUAU